Molecule: messenger RNA, 270 nt
Organism: Suillus fuscotomentosus
Lineage: Eukaryota; Fungi; Basidiomycota; Agaricomycetes; Boletales; Suillaceae
Exons: 3
Coding region: 1-270 (89 amino acids)
Source: RefSeq, a predicted model, not a curated record
AUGGAAGAAGCCAUGGACACAUUUGAAAGCAAUUGCGUCGAUCUUGACACUUUCACCCUCUAUACUGCUAGCAUGCAUGAUGCGAUUCAAUCCGGGUCUCAGAUGGCAGGCCUCACCUCGGUCCUCUCGCUCAAUAUACAGAUCGCACCCGCCACCGGUAGCCUGUUAUUUUCCUCAUUCGAAAAAGCUUCUAACGUCUUAGAUGUCCUCUCCAAAGUUGCAUCCCUUGCGUAUCGAAGAGUCACCGAGCUGUGUCGUCCAGUCCCAUGA